GUUGGCUGCGGCGAGGGCCACGUAGCGCUGCGGCGGCGGCGGCGGCGGCAGGGAGGGCGGGCGAUCGAAGGAUAGGCAGAACCACGGCGGAGGUAGCUGCAGAGGGGCCAAGGCCUGGUCCUAAAAACAGGCGGCGGCGGGGGCUUUAACCAGGGGAGGGCAGGAAGGAAGGAGGGCCCUGACCGCCCUCUCCUUCCCCCUCCCCUCCCCCGCCUCAGCAUGGAUCGCGGCGGCGGCGGCGGCGAUGGAGAGGUGGAGGCGACAACAGCGGACGAUCCCGGCCUGGCAGUCACACAGACCGUUUUUCUCCAGAGGAUCUGUCCCCAACUUGGACCUUCAACACUUCCAUUGAUUCACCUAGUGCAACAAUACUGUCCAUCCACCUUGCUGGUUGGUCAUCCAUCCCUUCCUUCUGAUUAUGCCACACACAAAUAUUUAACUUACAGUAACCACAUGAUUCCAGGUUAUUUCACACUAUGUUCUGCAGAAUGCUAGGGUUCUAUGAAAGACUAAUGAGGGGGAAAAUACAACGAAGACAAAUUUUUCAUCUGUUGAAUGGCAGCUUUCUUCAUGUGAACUGCUGUCGAUGUCUUCAUGCUAUAAAACCAGAGUUCCAUGAUCUACACGUGCUUUCUUGUUCCGCUCCCCAAAAACAGUCAUGAGUUAGUUAUUUCCAGAUAUUCAUCUUGUUCCACAGGAGAUACUUCAUUGAUAUUCUGGAAUACAAGGUGCUCAAUGAAUCGAGAGCCCCCAUGAAUGAAACAGCCAGCUCUUGCCAGCAGAUGGCUAAAAAUUGCACCACACAUGUAGCAGGGAUGGCACAGGAGGACAGGGGUCAAGUACCAUCCACUUUCUAUCAUGAUGCCAGCCAGGAACUUGAUUUGUCCACCAAGGUAUACAAAAGGGAGUCUGGGAGCCCUUAUUCUGUACUGGUGGACCCAAAAGCAAGUAAGCCACAUCUUCAUGACAGAGAGGAGCAGCCAUAUUUCAGGGAGGAAAGAACAGUAGGAGAGGCCCGAGCCAUGAAAGAAGACAGGGAGAACUCUGACGACUUGCAGGAGGAGGACGAGGAAGAAGAUGAAGUGACUUACAAAAGGGAGCAGAUAAUAGUAGAGGUAAACCUUAACAACCAAACAUUAAAUGUAUCAAAAGGGGAGAAGGGGGUCCCUUCCCAAUCCAAAGAAACUGCUGUUCUUAAGACCAGCAGUGAGGAAGAGGAGGGUGACAGUGGGGAGGAAGAGGCCACUGAAGACAGUAAUGAUGAUGAGGAAAAUGAGAGGCAGAAGAAAAAAGAGCAAAGAGAGGAAAAUGAUAGUGUUGCACAAAGGAGGACAAGGAGAGCUGCAUCUACUGCAGCCGCCACAUCUUCCCCUACUUCCAGAACUACAAGGGGCCGUAGAAAGAGCAUUGAGCCUCCCAAGCGUAAGAAGAAAGCUGCAAAGGAGCCCAAGGCACCUGUGCAGAAAUCAAAGUGUGAAGAAAAGGAGACUUUGACUUGUGAGAAGUGCCCCAGAGUGUUUAACACACGGUGGUAUCUGGAGAAGCACAUGAACGUCACUCAUAGGCGCAUGCAGAUCUGCGACAAGUGUGGGAAGAAAUUUGUUCUAGAAAGUGAGCUCUCCCUUCACCAGCAAACAGACUGUGAAAAAAACAUUCAGUGUGUUUCCUGUAAUAAGUCAUUCAAGAAGCUUUGGUCCCUCCAUGAGCAUAUCAAGAUUGUCCAUGGAUAUGCAGAAAAAAAAUUCUCCUGUGAAAUAUGUGAAAAGAAGUUCUAUACCAUGGCUCACGUGCGAAAGCACAUGGUUGCACAUACUAAGGACAUGCCAUUUACAUGUGAAACCUGUGGAAAAUCUUUCAAACGCAGUAUGUCGUUAAAGGUUCAUUCACUACAGCAUUCAGGAGAGAAGCCUUUCCGAUGUGAGAAUUGUGAUGAAAGGUUCCAGUACAAGUACCAACUUCGUUCUCACAUGAGCAUCCAUAUUGGACACAAACAGUUUAUGUGCCAGUGGUGUGGUAAAGAUUUUAAUAUGAAACAGUACUUUGAUGAGCACAUGAAAACACACACUGGAGAGAAGCCUUUUAUUUGUGAAAUCUGUGGCAAAAGUUUCACCAGUCGCCCAAACAUGAAGAGACAUCGCAGAACUCACACAGGGGAGAAGCCAUAUCCGUGUGAUGUGUGUGGCCAGCGAUUCCGGUUCUCCAAUAUGCUUAAGGCACACAAGGAAAAGUGCUUCCGUGUUACCAGUCCUGUUAAUGUGCCACCCUCUGCCCAGAUCUCACUUGCCACAACUUCAUCUGCCACCACUGUACCUUCUGUUGCGAAUACACCGAACCCACUUGCCCCUACUUCAAUCAAUAUGAAUCCAGGGAGCACACUUCCUCCUCGCCCAAUUGGCCACCCAUAUUCUCAUCUGCAUCUUCAUUCACAUCAUUCACAUCAUCUUCCAGUCCCCAUCCCUCCAGUCCCUCAUUUGCCUCCACCUCCUGCUCUAUUUAAGAGUGAGCCUUUAAAUCAUAGGGGCCAAGGUGAGGACAGUUUUCUGCGACAUCUAGCAGAAAAAAACAGUUCAGUGCAGCACCACUAACUGCUUGUCUUCUGCCUGCCAUUCUCCUGAUUUUCAAAGUUUGGAAUUGUGCUCUUCCCUAAGAAAAGGUACCAUUUUGGCCCCAAGUAAAUUUGCAUUACUCUUGGUGAUCAUCCAACUUAGGGGAGCCAAUAGGACAGAUUUGGCUUGCACGUUUUACUGUUGACUUUUAUAAAUUUCAAAAGGACUGAGAAAUGUGGGUUUUUUUAUAAUUUCAUAUCAGCUAAUGAGGUAUGCUUGCUUUUGUAUUCUGGAUUUUCUCCUCAAAUUGGGGAUAAGUCUGGUUUCCUUUGUACUAAUCAGAAAGACUGUGAGACUAAAUCCCAGAGCAUUAAUUUUCACUGUGUAUUGUUAAUUUCUUUUCUGCUCUGUAUAUGUGUGUGAGAGAGUGUUUGUGUGGGUGUGGGUGUGCUGGUUAUGGAGUAAACCAGCCACAUGAUUGCAGAAUAUGAAGCAUAGGAAAAACAACAACAAUAGUAAACAGAAUUUAAUCUCAUUUGAAUAGUUCUCCUAACACACUCUUUAUUUUAUUAUAAAAAUUAUUUUAGAGUUUUUGUAUAGACCUAUUUAGUAGCCUGUUUCUAAAAUGAAAUGUAUUUCGAAUAAGCGAUGUAAUUUUUUUCAGUGUAGCUGGACCUAUGUUGUUACAAUAGAUAAUUUUUAUAAUCAUUCAAAUCUGAUUCUUUUACAAAAAAAAUGCAAAUAGCUUCUAUAGUAAAAAUUAUUCUUACAUCUGUACUGCUCUAAAAAGGUGCUUUGAAGUAUAAAGGAAGAAGCCCAAGAAGUCUCUUGUAAAGCUGCCUCAGAAGUGGAGAUAAUUUCAGAACUUUAUAUAACUUAUUUGUAAGGGGAGGGGAAUUUUUACUGUGAGACAUAUCUUCUUUCCAUGUCACUUGAGGGUGAUCAGAUAAGGACAUUGAACUACUGUAUGCCCCAAAAUUUCACUUCUGUUAUACUGAAGCAUGAAACAUUUCAGAAAGGAUUUCUGUUAGAGUGAAAAUUGCACAUGAGGGACAGUCUCAACCAAAUAUGGUUUCAAAUGUAGUAUGCUACCUUAUCAUGGGCAUACCUUAGAACCUAGUUCGUUAUAGAGACAUGUAUAAGGUAUGAGUUAUAUUGGGACCGAUUUGAUGCUGCUUGUUUUGUUCUUAAGUUUGUUAGGAGAUAAGCAAGGGAACUGCAAAGUAGAUGCAAUUUAAUUGGAUCUGUAAAAAUUAAGCCUGAAUUAGGCAAACUGGUGUGAAAGCCAUUGUCAUGUUGGCUGAAAAAAUGAAUAUCAUGGAGUAUGUGCAUAUGCUAAAGUUGUGUGAAAGACAGAUAGGACUGAGGAUAAUGUCUUUCAGGUUUGCCCAUGUUCCACAGACAAAUGGGAAAGAAAUGUUGAAUGUUAAGCAAGUUGGUAAUUGUGUUUUUCUCAGUCUCCAAUGGUUCUAAGUUGUGAUGAAUAGAAUCAUGGUAAUUAACUUUGGAUAAAAUAUAGCACCAUUUAAGGAUCCACUUAGUAUCUUGAGGAGAAGGCAUAGAGAUUCCUUUAUAGCUGGACUCCAAAUUUUUCUAAUUUUCAUGCUCAAAGACCAUCAUGCUGAUUCCUAGGAUAUUGUUCUGCUUUUAAAAUUAGGCUUUAAGUCUAAUUUAGAAAGGGAUAUUACCUUGGAUGAAAUGGAAAGCCCUUGUUAUUGCAUUCCCUUAGGCUGCUGAUUGUGUUUCCGCCUUUUAUAAACUUUGCAUUAAAAAUAAAAUAGCUGACCUUUCAGUAUCUAUUCAUAUUUGACUGAAAACUUCUUAACUCCUUUUUUCGGGGGUGGGGGGGGAGUAUUUUUAAAAUGUUGUCAUAAGGCAGUAAAGUUAACUAUAAAAAUUAAUAAUAUUUAACAGUUCACUAUCAUCUACUAUCUUAAUUGGUUUUAUACAUUCCAUGUCAUUUUGUAAAAUUGCAGUUCUAUAUAGAAUGCCACAGGCCAACAAUGUGGUUUGUAAAAUCCGCUGUUCCAAAUUUAAAGGAAAAAGUCACAACCGAUAAAUCAAUUGUAACCCAAUUUGCAAAAAGCAUUUUUUUCAAUAAAUUUACAGUAUUUGGCUGCUAUUUAUGAAUUCUACUACUUCAAAAGGGUGUAUUUCUGUGUUUUCUGUUCUAAAAGUUAACAUUAUUCAUUUCAGAGCUGUGUUCUACGUAGAAUGAGUACAGGUAGAUAGAAAAAUGAGUCAAUAGCCAUUGAAGUUUCUUUAUUCUUGUGUGGACAAAUUUGAAUCUAUCCUAUUGCAAUUCUUAAGGCUUUUUUUUUUUUUGAAUUAAUUUGGUUCAGUGCAAUGUCAUCCCUGUAAUCCCAAUCAUUAUUGGAUAUAUGAACUGAUAGAGGUCUACACUUUGGUCUUUAUACAAUGCUGUACUAUAUUUCUGGCCCCUUUUCAUUUUUAUUUUAUUUUCAAAACAAAAAUAUUAUAAAUAUGUAGCUGUUCAGAAUCCAUUUAAAAUGUGUGGGACAUUUCCAGAGAAUGUGUCAUUCUCUGGAAAUCUUUAAAGCAGCUUCCUAUUUUCCUAAGAACACACAACUUUGGGGAACUAAGUUGAAAACAUUGCACAGCGCAAGGGCAAAAAUUAUUCAAUCAAUAUAUAAAAUACCUUUCAUUAGAUUUUGGAUUUUGAAGUAGAAUUAUAAUUUUGGAAGCCUAUUUAUACUGGCACGCUUUUACUCAUAAGAUAUGAAAGUUUUCAUGCUAAAUCUUUAAAACAGUUUGUUUGUUCAUUUGAUUGUAUAAUAGCAAUAGCAUUUAGGCUUAUAUACUGUUUCAUAGUGCUUUACAGUCCACUCUAAGCAGUUUAUAGAGUCAGCAUUAUUGCCCCCAACAAUCUGGGUCUUCAUUUUACUGACCUUGGGAGGAUGGAAGGCUGAGUCAACCUUGAGCCAGUCAUGAUUGAACUCUUUGCAGUGGGAAUGCAGAGUUAGCCUGCAAAAAUGCAUUCUAACUAUGGUACCAUCACGGCUCUUUAACUCUGUAAUAUUUUUUCUUCUGCUGCAAGUUUAACUAUUUCCUGUUAGUGUUGCAAAGUACUCGUCUCUGCAUUUUUUUAAAAUUUUGGACAAUGAUUUGUUUUGCUACUACCAUAGUCUUGAAGCCAUAUGAUCUGAUCUUGGUGUUUUUACCAUUAGGAACAUCCCAUAAAUUCACCAUUUUCUGAAUAUAAUCAUAAUAAAUGGAAUGGUUUUUAGAAAAAUUAUGUCUCUAAUGUUUGCUCAGAGGGCAUGGUGACAGAGCAUAUAAUCAAUUUUUGUACCCGGCCUGCUCCAGGAGAGUUGCAUUGCCAACACCUAUUCUCAGCAUUAGAGAGUUUUGAUUGAUCUUGUCAAACAUGUCACAAAAUUGCAGUGAGUAUUGAAGCUAACUGUGACGUGUAGUUCUUCAGAGACACAUACAAUUUCAACAUAUUACAGUUACAAAUUUUAUUUGCUGCUUAUCAGAAACCAUAAUAAAAAGACCUAUUCAUUCUAUUAGUUUGUUUUUAUAGUUGCAUUUUAAUAAUUAAUCCCAAAGGAAGAUCUAAAGAUUAAACAAGAACUGUGAUUUGUUUAAAGGCUAAUGAAUAGUUUUUAAACUGCUGUAAUAGUAUUGAUUUUGAUACUAGGAUACAGCAUAUGUGACUUCCUCCCCAGCAUGAACGUUUUCUUUAGAAAAAUAAUACUUAAACCAGCCCCUUGAAAGACUAAAGAAGGCAAUUGCACAAAAGCUGUAAGAACUAUUGUUCAGUUCAAUUCAUAACAGCAAAGAACAUCAACUAUUUUCUCCCAUUAUAUGUAGCCCUCAAUUUACAAUCACUCAUUUAAUGACCAUUCAAAUUUACAGUGGCGCUGAAAAAUGUGAUUUACAAACCAGUCCUUACACUUACAACUGUUGUAGCUAUUCCAGCAUCCCUCUGGUCAUGAUCAAAAUUUGGACACUUGGCAACCCAUAUAUAUUUAUGAUGGUUGCAGCCUCCCAGGGUCAGGUGAUCACUAUUUGCAGCCUUCCUACCGACCUGAAAGCAAAGUCAAUGGGGGAAGCUAGAUUUAAUCACAUGAUUCAUUUAAUCACAGUAAUGUGCUUGAAGAUCACAGAUAAAAUUGGAUGUGACACUUAAAAACCACCUCACUUAGUGACAGAAAUUCCAGUCCCAAUUCCAGUCCCAAGGAUUAACUGAUAUUAAAAUAUGCUUGAUUUGAUAAUAAAUCUUUGGCCUGGCAACACAAAUAUUGCCUUGUUUUAUAUCAUGAAUGAUUUAAAGAUUUAAUGAAGUGUUUGGAUUUGAUUUUAAUUUUGCAAUGAGUGGAACAGUAAGGAGUAUUCCUUUGAUGAUUUGUCUUAGUGAAAUGUUUAACAUUCAUUGGGGGCUCCUUUCUUCAAAAGAACAAUGGAAACAACAACAACAAAAGAAAUUAAACUAUUGAAAUUGUUCUCUCUCAUACUCUUCUAUAAAGUUGAUUUGAAACCUAUUUUUCUACUUACCAAUCAACUUAGAUUCUUGAAUGAGAAUGAAUGAAUGCUUUUAACAGCUUGAUUUUCAGGGUGGCAACAGAUGGCAUUUUAAUAAGGUUGAAGAACAGAUUGAAGAGGUGAGAUAACAAUGCCAUGUUACAAUUUUGUCAGUGUAUUGUAGCAUAAAUAGAUCAUGUGCAUGCUUAAAAGGAGAAUUGUAUAGUGUUCUGAGGUAGGUGGGGUUUUUUGCAUAAAUAAUGUUGGGUAAGAAAUUUAGCAUAAAUGUCAGCCUACAUGUUGGCUGCUACUGCAAACAAAUUUGCAAAAAUUAGAAACUGUUUGCUAUGCUGUUUUCUGACAUGACAUCUGUUUGCUUUGGUAGGUCUGCUAUAUAUUGCUGAAUACAUUCCCUGUUCUUCCUUUCUAGUUAUUCAUACAUCCCUAAAAAAAUAAAGUGUAAAUAUACUUUUACAAAC
Pseudonaja textilis is the source of this 7510-nucleotide messenger RNA. It is a transcript of the gene ZNF652, whose product is annotated as zinc finger protein 652. Lineage: Eukaryota; Metazoa; Chordata; Lepidosauria; Squamata; Elapidae. Gene Ontology annotation, molecular function: RNA polymerase II cis-regulatory region sequence-specific DNA binding; DNA-binding transcription activator activity, RNA polymerase II-specific. Gene Ontology annotation, biological process: regulation of transcription by RNA polymerase II. Gene Ontology annotation, cellular component: nucleus. The record is from RefSeq and is a predicted model, not a curated record.